Molecule: messenger RNA, 657 nt
Organism: Octopus sinensis (East Asian common octopus)
Lineage: Eukaryota; Metazoa; Mollusca; Cephalopoda; Octopoda; Octopodidae
Exons: 1
Coding region: 1-657 (218 amino acids)
Biological process (GO): DNA integration
Molecular function (GO): nucleic acid binding
Source: RefSeq, a predicted model, not a curated record
AUGUCCGAAACUAAUGAUGAAGUCGAAAAGUUCCAGAAGUUGUCGGAUGCACUCAGUAUCUACCACGGAUACCUCAUCCUUGGAUCAAGAGUUGUGAUUCCACAGAGCCUACUGUCCAAUAUCCUAGAUCUACUGCAUAUCGGUCACUUCAGUACGGAACAUAUGAAGCAGUUGGCAAGAAUCACUGUCUACUGGCCCGGUAUUGAUGCAGCUAUUGAGAUGGCUUGUCAACGAUAUGACUCGUAUGGGGAACAUCAAAACAAGCCAUCCAAGCCUGUAGCUCAGCCAUGGAUGCUACCAGAGAAGCCAUGGAGCCGCUUACACGUGGAUUAUGCCAUCAACUUCAUGGGUAUGAACUGGCUGGUGAUCACGGAUGCCUUCUCACAGAAUCCAUGUAUUCACCUAAUGUCAUCCACAUCCGCUAAAACCCCUUUAGAUUUGCUGGAAGUGGACUUCGCUCACUUCGGAUGCCCUCACACGCUGAUCAUGGAUAAUACAUCAACUUUCCUUUCUGAAGAAUUUCAGAGCUGGUGCAAAGAACGUGGGAUCACACACCUGACAGGUGCACCGUACCAUCCAGCUACCAACAGAGCUGUAGAAUGUUUGGUGCAGUCAUUCAAGAAAGCACUGAGAAAGUCUUCCCUGCCCACGAAGUGA